CCACCUCAGUUCUGCCGGGCAACAAGUACACCUAUGCCGAUUUUGUCUCGAUUCACUCCCGCAACAUGAACUCCAUCCACGGCACGUCCCUCUUUCUGCCGUUCCAUCGCUACUUUAUUCGCCUCUUUGAGCAGCAUCUCCAGGCCAUCGAUGCUACCGUCUUCCUUCCCUACUGGGACUGGUCCCGGGCGAGUAUCUAUCAGGAUCCCCAGAGCGGGCUGGUAUUCAGUUCCUCCGCUCUGGGGUCGGUUACUGCCCUCCUCAACUCCAACACGGGAUAUUGCCUGAACAUUGGCGACGGAAGCGGCUCGACAUAUCAGCUCAGCAACUCGGGCGACUCCAACUGUGUCCAACGCCUUGGCGGCACAGAUUCCAGCGGAUUCUAUACGGGUCGUAUUGGCGGACCACUCACAGCCCCGAACGUGAUCGACAGCUACACCACUUCUGCAAGCCUGGACAGCUUCAAUACCUAUGCCAAGGUCAUCGAGUACAUUCACGGAGAUGUACAUGUCAAGUGUGGUGGAGACAUGAGUCAUCUCAACACGUCGCCCAAGGACCCGCUGUUCUUCUUCCACCAUGCGAACGUUGAUCGCUUCUGGAGCAACUGGCAAAGCUAUGACAACUACCGUCGCCAAUUUGCCUACGCCUCCAGCACCAGCGACAAGCUCGUCGAGUUCACCACCGUGACUGUCGCCAGUGUACUUGACCAUCAGAACAGCCUGUGCUAUUCGUAUCAGCCACCAGCCUCGGGCUUUGAAGCCCAGUCUGAGCCAGCGCAAACGCAGGAGGCUCUCCCGGAGGAGUGGCACAGCAUGAUCUUUAGCUCCCCGGAAGAGGCCAACGACAUUCUGUCCACCAUCGCCAGCAUUACCCAGAGUGUCAACGACGAUCUCGCCGCCAACGGCAACUGACAUUCUAUGCACAAGCGCAUGGUUUCGAGCAGACGAAAUCUGCUACGUGGCUCUGACGGAGAGAAGCUUAGGCCCGUAGUCACCGUGAAGGAGUGUAUUGGCGGGAACAACAAGAUGACGAAGGACAAGGGAGCGUGGAAGGUCGAGGUCGCAAGUGAGGGGCAAGUGGAAGAACAUGCGACCCAUGCAGCUGUGGCUUCGAGUUUGCGACAAAAUCCCGUGCAAUGCACUUGACACCUGAGCAAACGGGCCAAGAUGCCUUGCUGUGGCGACUUUCUGGGCGGGAAUAUAUACAAAUGUCUCCCA
Molecule: messenger RNA, 1217 nt
Organism: Polychytrium aggregatum
Lineage: Eukaryota; Fungi; Chytridiomycota; Chytridiomycetes; Polychytriales
Exons: 5
Coding region: 66-911 (281 amino acids)
Molecular function (GO): oxidoreductase activity
Source: RefSeq, a predicted model, not a curated record